AUGCUUCGGCUGGGCGGUUUCCGCCGCGUGGUGCAUCGGCUCAGUCGGCCGUACAACGUCCUAGCAAUGGAGAGCUCCUGCGAUGACUCUGCGGUUUGUUUAAUCGAUCGGUUGGAAUCGGGGCCAAAGCUCGUCGACCAUCGGAAAAGCACGUUGAAUAGUGCAAAAGAAGGCGGUAUAAUCCCCAUCGAUGCACUUGCCCACCAUCUCCAGCAGCUGGCUCCACUUGUCCAAAGUAUGCUCGAGGAAAAUGGAAGGCCCAAAAUAGACCUGGUGUGUGCUACCCAAGGUCCUGGCAUGUUUUCGUCACUAGCAGCUGGCCUGCAGGUGGCUAAAGGACUCGCCGUCGCUUAUAACGUACCCCUGAUCCCUGUACACCAUAUGCUCGGGCAUUUACUUACCCCGAGAUUUUUCACAAACGGACAAUCGCCCACCUAUCCAUUCUUGAGCCUUUUGGUCAGUGGAGGUCACACGAUGUUGGUUUUGUCCGCAUCGGUGACCUCUCACCGAGUUCUUGUGGACACAAUUGACAUCGCAGUUGGAAAUGCUGUGGAUAAAUGCGCAAGAUCACUGGGGUUAGUGGGGAACAUGUUGGGUAAAGAACUGGACGAAUUCUGUCGCACCGGGGAUGUCGCACAAAUCCCGGACGACCUCAACUUCCCGUUGCCGUUGGAAAAACGUGCUGCCGCCUCAUCGUUGGCUUUUUCAUUUGCACAUUAUGCCUCAAUCAUGCCCCGAGUAUCAAAAAAGUUUGCAUUGGAUCCACUAGAAGAGCAACCUGAGGAAAUAAGGCGAGCAAUCGGGAAGAGACUUCAAGCUGAUAUUUUCCAUCAUAUUUCUAGAAAGACCACAAGGGCACUAAACCAAUUGGUCGAGGACGGGGUUAUACCCAAAACCCAAUCUAUAGACUUUGUUUGUGCCGGUGGAGUGGCUGCUAAUAGUGUUUUAAGAUCGACUCUGGAAACACUCAAAAGUCCAGUGCCUCUGAAAUUACAUUUCCCUCAUUUGGAAUGGUGUACGGACAAUGCACUAAUGAUCGGCUGGGCAGGGAUUGAAAUGUAUGAGGCGGGUAUCAAAAACUCCGGGAUGGCAGCGGUGCCACUGGCAAAAUGGCCGCUCAGCUCGUUUCCAAGCGAGACGGCAUGA
Messenger RNA from Wickerhamiella sorbophila, 1146 nucleotides. Its product is annotated as tRNA N6-adenosine threonylcarbamoyltransferase, mitochondrial. The transcript has a single exon. NCBI's taxonomy places the organism in Eukaryota, Fungi, Ascomycota, Dipodascomycetes, Dipodascales, Trichomonascaceae. Gene Ontology annotation, cellular component: mitochondrion. The record is from RefSeq and is a predicted model, not a curated record. The coding region runs from base 1 to 1146 and encodes 381 amino acids. Gene Ontology annotation, biological process: mitochondrial tRNA threonylcarbamoyladenosine modification.